GAGCCAUUAUACAUCCGUACCAAACGCUAGCAGCUAGCAGUCUGUGUGUGUGUGUGUGUUUGAUGAGUGUGGAGGAAAGAGGAGAUGUGGUCCUUUUUCGCCAGGGAUCCUGUCAAAGACUUUGCUUAUGAAAUCCUGCCAGACAGCCAGGAGAAGUCUGGAAUAUGGACUCUUCAUCGGGGGAAGAGGAAGACCAAUGGAGAGCCGGUGUCGGUGUUCGUGUACGAGGUAACACAGGGAACAGAGCAGCAAACCCAGCUGGCCAAGGCUGCCUUCAAGCGUAUGAAGACCCUGCGUCACCCCAACAUCCUGGCUUAUGUUGAUGGAUUGGAGACGGAGAAGAGCCUGUACCUGGUCACUGAGCAGGUGACACCCCUGGCAGUCCACCUGAAGGCCCAGGCAGAGAAGGGUGGAUCUGGGGAGCUGGAGGUCUCCUGGGGACUGCACCAGAUAGUGAAAGCUCUGAGUUUCCUGGUCAACGACUGCCACCUGCUCCAUAACAACUUGGGUGUAUGGUCUGUUUUUGUGGAUCGAGCUGGGGAGUGGAAGCUCGGGGGUUUAGACCAUGUGGUACCUGAGCAGGGUGACCCAACCGGGGUCUCACUCCCUGCUCCCAAGGCUGUUUACCCAGACAUGGAGAAAUAUGACCCACCAGAGAUGCCCAAUAGCAGUGGAGAGAAAUGGGCGGGGGAGGUGUGGAGGCUAGGCUGCCUGAUUUGGGAGGUGUUCAACGGCCCUCUACCUCGCACGUCCUCCCUUCGUUCUCUGGGAAAGAUCCCCAAGGCCCUGGUGCCUCAUUACUGUGAGCUGGUGGGGGCUAACCCCCGAGCUCGGCCCAACCCAGCCCGCUUCCUCCAGAACUCUAGAGCCCCUGGGGGAUUCCUCAGCAACAGCUUUGUGGAGAGCAACCUUUUCCUGGAGGAGAUACAGAUCAAGGAGCCAGCUGAGAAGCAGCAGUUCUUCCAGGAUCUGAGUGACAAUCUGGACUCCUUCCCUGAAGACUUCUGUAAACACAAGGUGCUGCCUCAGCUGCUCACCGCCUUUGAGUUCGGCAAUGCAGGAGCCGUAGUCCUCACACCGCUCUUCAAGGUGGGAAAGUUCCUGUCAGCAGAAGAGUACCAACAGAAGAUCAUUCCUGUUAUCGUGAAGAUGUUUUCCUCCACGGACAGAGCCAUGAGGAUACGACUGCUGCAGCAGAUGGAGCAGUUCAUUCAGUAUCUGAACGAAGCGGCCGUCAAUUCCCAGAUUUUCCCUCACGUUGUUCAUGGCUUCACAGACACCAACCCCGCCAUCAGAGAACAGACUGUUAAGUCUAUGUUGCUGCUGGCUCCCAAGCUGAACGAGACCAACCUGAACCAGGAGCUGAUGCGUCACUUUGCCCGGCUGCAGGCCAGAGACGAACAAGGCCCGAUCCGGUGCAACACCACCGUCUGCCUGGGCAAGAUUGCCUCCUACCUCAACGCUGGGACUCGACAACGUGUUUUGAUUUCCGCUUUUUCUCGAGCUACUAAAGACCCUUUCCCAGCUUCACGCUCCGCUGGUGUACUGGGCUUCGCCGCCACACACAACUACUACAGUGUAACAGAGAUCGCCGCCCGCAUCCUGCCCACCCUCUGUGCCAUUACUGUUGACCCCGAUAAGAGCGUCAGGGACCAGGCAUUCAAAGCCAUUAAGAGUUUCCUUACCAAGCUGGAGACUGUGUCAGAAGACCCCACCAAGCUGGCUGAUAUAGAAAAGGACGUAGCAUCAUGUGCUCAGGCUGCAGGUGCCUCUUCCAGCUGGGCCGGCUGGGCAGUGACCGGUAUGUCCUCGCUAACGUCUAAGCUGAUCCGCAACGCUCCAGGGACAGAGGGGGGUGCAGCAGCCGAGGGCAGUGGGCCCGACAACGACACCAGCCCUACCAGUGGCACAGAUGAAGCACCUGCACCCGGUUCUGAAGAUAAAACUCCACAAGCCUCUCGGACUCACCUCGCUGCCUCUAGUCGUGCCAACCAACCACAGACUCUUGAAGUAGCGGACAAUGAUGACAAGCCAAUGGGAGACCGCUGGGAUGAAGAGGAGGACUGGGGAAGUUUGGAUGAGACAGAGAAAGCUCAACCUGAAGCAGAUGACUGGAACACUGAUUGGUCAGGAAUGGCAUCAUCCAAAAAGAAGGCCAGUGACAGAGGAGUGGGCCGGUCGUCGUCCUCCACGGCGGUGAAAAAGCAGAGCUCCGACUGGAGCAGCUCAGGCUGGGACGCCGAUGACAGCUGGUCCAACGAGAAGGAAGGGCAGGGACAGAGCUCUGCGGGCGAGGAAGGCUGGGGCAACGACUGGGGGGAGGAGGACACGGACACAACCUUGACCAAUUCAACGCUUCCCCUGCCCGAAGGGGUGCGGUUAGCCAGCGACUACAACUGGGACAGCAGCAACGCAGCCAUAGGGACCGGUCAGAAUGAUCUGUUCGCCAGCGUGUCCCAGAGAAACACAGCCAGCACUGCUGCCACCACGGCUGGAGAUAGUUGGAGUGCCGAGGUAACAGGAGACUGGGGAGCUGAGGAGAGCUGGGAGUCGGUGGAUGGGAACCAGGGUCUCAGCAAGGCCGAGCUUUCCAAGAAGAAACGGGAGGAGAGGAGGAAAGAGCUGGAGGCGAAACGGGCAGAGCGCAAAGCUGCUAAGGGCCCUCUCAAACUCGGCGCACGCAAGCUGGACUGAAGGGGAAGCAAAGAAAGAUUUAAGGGCGGGGAUGGAGAGGGAGGAACCUGGACAACAGACCCAGAACAGUGGAUGGAGGGUUGACAUUCCACAAACAAAGGACCAGAAAGAAGUGUUAGCAGUGAUGAAAAUACUGUGAGCAGUCGCUAUCAUGGAGGCGGCUUGUUGGUCAGUAGGUGACUUUCUGCUUCCGACAGACGGGUGACAAAGGAUGGCAGAACUGAAACAAACGCAGAGACAGAAAAAUGGAAGAGAAAAUCCAGAGAGAUGUGAAGCAGCACUUCCUGCAGCAGAGUUGUUCACACAAAAUGUCUCCCUCUGUUUUUUUUUUUUUAAUUACAUAACUCCAUAAAACUGCAGUUGUAAAGUAAAUGUAUAUAAAUGGUGCAUCUUGUCUUAAAAUGACAUGAAGAAAUGACACUUUUUUUAAAAAAUUGAGAAAUAUAUAUAACAGAACUCAAACAUGUAUUAUACUUAAUGUUUUUCAGUACACACACACACACACACACACACACGUAGUGGUUAUGAAUGUUUUAGUUCAGCUGUCACUAACUUACAGAUUUAAGACUUAAAAUCGAUCCAUGCAUGCACUUGUGUAUUUGUGUGGCCUGACGAAAGGUUUCAUGGCAAAGAACUACAGCUGUGUUGAGUUUACUUUGCACAUACAGCAUUAUACUGUAUUUUACUGUACUGAACUGGCCCGAACAGACAACAUGUUUGACUGGUAUCAUAAAUGUGUACAGGCACUGCAGACACACGAUGAGCACAUGAUAGAAAUAAUUAGUUAAACUGAGGCUGGAGAACUGGUUUUGAAGGGGAAAUCAGUUUAUGUGUUUACAUGCCUCUUCCUAUGUGUCCUAUGUGUGAUAGUGCUGUGGUGGAGGGGUAAUGAAAUCAGUGGAGUUUUAUUUUGAAAUCUUUUGAAGGUCAUGCAUUUGAACUUGUAUAAUCUUGCAGAUCUUACUGAAACCUUUUGAGAUCAUCUGAGGAAGUACAGUAUUGGGUGUGGUCAGGGUAAAGGGGUUCCCUAAACGUUCCUUUUACUCUUUUAUUUGUGCCUUUUUAUUUAAUUGCAGAUCUGCUCUGUAGGAUCACAUCCAAGAACUCUGAAAUGUCUCUCACCAGCAGAUUCUGUGUUUUCAUCAAACCUUUCAGUGUAACCAGAUAUCUGCUGUCUGUGUUGGAUGUCUUAUUGUUAGGUUUGGUGUAAGAUGCUGUAUAGAUAAACCCGGCUGACACAAUCAAUAGCCAUCACCACUGGAGCUAAUGUAAGGAACUAUGCUGUGUUGGUGGACUGGAUGCAACCUUUUAUAGAGAAUCCAACUCGUGUAGCAUGUGAGCUAUUCUAAAAAUAAAUGAUUCAAAUAAA
This is a messenger RNA of Morone saxatilis (striped sea-bass), 4063 nucleotides long. It is a transcript of the gene scyl1, whose product is annotated as SCY1-like, kinase-like 1. Gene Ontology annotation, molecular function: protein kinase activity; ATP binding. Bases 85 to 2694 code for a protein of 869 amino acids. Gene Ontology annotation, biological process: protein phosphorylation. The transcript is spliced from 18 exons. NCBI's taxonomy places the organism in Eukaryota, Metazoa, Chordata, Actinopteri, Moronidae. The record is from RefSeq and is a predicted model, not a curated record.